AUGGGAAACAAAGCAGCCUACCUUCUUGCACCCAAAACACCCCUCUCCAUCCAACCCGCACCGCUCACUCACCCCCAACCCAACGAAAUCGUCAUCCGCAAUCAUGCUCUCGCUAUCAAUCCCAUCGAUUGGAAGCAACAGGACACCGGUGUCGUUAUCUCAGGAUUCCCUUAUAUCAUGGGCAUGGACAUCGCCGGCACAGUAGUCGAAGUCGGCCCAGGCAUCAUGGAGUUCGCGAAAGGCGACCGCGUCGCAGCAAUCGCGCCAGCCCUUACGAUGCAGAAGAAAGAAUAUGGAGGUUUCCAACUAUACACCGUCGUUCCCACAAACCUCGUCUCUCGCAUCCCGGACAACAUCGCCUUUACAGAAGCUGCAGUGCUUCCUCUCGGACUCGUCACUGCAGCAAACGGCCUCUUUGAGCCUGGAAACCUCGGCCUUAAGCCACCAAGUACCUCCAUUUCCACGGACCCUGCCGCGAACGAGGGCAAAGCGAUUCUCAUCUGGGGCGGAAGCGGCAGCGUUGGCUCCUGCGCAAUCUAG
Molecule: messenger RNA, 540 nt
Organism: Trematosphaeria pertusa
Lineage: Eukaryota; Fungi; Ascomycota; Dothideomycetes; Pleosporales; Trematosphaeriaceae
Product: GroES-like protein
Exons: 2
Coding region: 1-540 (179 amino acids)
Molecular function (GO): oxidoreductase activity, acting on NAD(P)H
Source: RefSeq, a predicted model, not a curated record